AUGGAUCGCGUGCGCAAAGUAUACUUUGAUCCGCUCCUUACCACCAAGGAGCAGAUCCGACAACGACUGAGCGGCCUUCCUGCCGGCACGGCGCAUCCGUUCAGCCCAGAGCAGAUCCUGCUGUGCAACGUCGACGAUGCGAUUCAGGAAAUUGACAUUUCUUCAUACCCAGACAACUUUUUCUACAAUGCAGUGGAUCUCGGCGAGAUGGGCGAGGUCCUCCUCAGCCGCAUGGCCAAGUUUCAAAAUCACCUGGGCGUGUUUGAUGAUUUCCAGAUAAUGCAGGCUCCAGCGUCGACAUUCAGAGUGCCCAUUUCGUCUGACAACAUCACCAUUCUGGCAGUCUCGACGCUGGACCCCACGUACUGGGACUUCUGCUUCGCCGAUGCGCAGGGCAAUACUUGCUGCUGGAAUGCGACAAAUACCUUUCCGGGCAUCCGACAUAGUGGUGACCAUGUCCAAGGCCGCGAUUUUCUCGCCUACGUCAAAAUCAACGAGGCGACACUAGUGACCAAGGAAAUUGGUGUUUUCAUCUCGGGCUACCAGAAGACGCAGAUUACCAAAUUCUUGGGAACCUACCCGGCCAUGAUGGUGGCGGACCAUGCUGAAAAGGUACUCUUCAUUAUUCCUGUCCCGCUGGACGCCGCCACCAUUGGGGAGGCGACCAUCUGCUGCCCCUUGGUUUUCAAGCGCGAUGGAGACUCUAUUGUAUUCUCGAUUCUACCAAAAGCGAGCACUGAUACAGGAGUUUUCUGCACCGGCUCCAAUUUGCCCAGCCGAGCAUUUGAAGAAGCUAUUUCACGGGCAGACUUCUCACUGACAGCUGCCCUUCCAGCCCCUGCUCAGGGUUUGGUUUCCAAGAUUUCUGAUGUGGAGAUUGCUGAAAGUUCAAAGACAGCAGCUGCAAUUGUGUCACGGAACAAGGCCGUCUUCCUGACCAAUGCAACUAGUAUCCCUCCACAUCUCGACAUGCACGCUCCGCAGAUGAUCAAAUUCGGCGCCGGGUUAGAGUUUAGCAGUUCCGACUCUGGGCCUAUGCUGCUAGCAACCGGCGCUUGCCCGUCGAAUGUGCCGUUUUCGAGUGCUGAGGCGCUGUUGAAAUAUUACGAACUGCUCGAGUCUGUUAUUUUCGUCGUGAAUGAUGGCAUGACUGAUAACGCCCGCAACCUGGCCUCGCCGAACAGGAUGAAUGGGGUGUUCGUUGUCCAGCCAGGAGCAACAGCAGCCUCGGAAAGGAGCGAUGACAUCGUUCACUUCCUCGAUUCGGUAAACAUCAACGCAGUGACGGCACUAGCCGGACCCCAGUCCUUGGUCUUGGUACAGCUGAAGGACAAGUUUUACUUUUACCGCGGUAUUGCCAACCGGGCGCAUUUGAAUACAUCGCUACUCGAGUUUGGCGCAGACGUGACGUGCGCUGUCCAGUCUGCGGGCUUGGCGGCGUUGCUUGAACCUGCGGCAAAGCGCAUUUGCAAUCUCGAAGAUGGUUCCAGCACAAUUUUGCUGCCCAGCUCAAAUCAGUUCGUCAUACCCAAGGAUCUCGCCCAACUAUUCUCCACGGCGUCGGUUCUUCAGGUCAAGGGCAUGGAAGAGGACAUCUCAGCAGCUGUUCCGCAACUACAGGUGCUUCUCAACGAAAAGGACCUUGUCGCACUAUCCCACUCGUUGGUAGAAUUUUUGGUUUCGAAAACCUCGGAGGCGACAAAAGCUGCCAGGACGGCCUACCUGGACUUCCUAAGUGCGAACUGGGGAGAACAUGACCCAGCUGCGCAGAAGCAAAAAGCGCUGUUGCGAGGAGAGCUGAAGAAGGUGGCCAAGGAAGCGCAAGUUUCUCUAGAGCCCGCUAUUUCUAAGCUGUCUUUGAUGAUGUCGUUUAAAAAUACAUCCAAGAGAACGCACGAUUUGAAGAGGCUUCAACGGCAGAGCAAGAUCCAGAGCAACGUGAAAGCAGCACAAGAAAUGACUUUUGGAAAGCUGGCGGAGUAUCUGGAGGAUUAUGCUUCAGAUAUGGGCGUCAUGGUGGUCAAUAUUGAAACUGAACCAUUUGAGAAGUUAUUGGGUAAUUUGGCUGGUAGCCUCAUCGAUGCAAGGCCUUGCUGUGCUCUCGACUCGCGCGUCCUUUAUCUGGAAGGUCUAGAUGCCGGCAUCAUCAUGGAACAGUCGCAGAGCUCUCAUGAAGGUCCUCUGCGAAACCAACAUGGUCCCAUGGUACCCAUCAUGUCAAUGCCGUACCUGAAUCAGGGCGCAGGGGCGGGUUCCAUGCUGGGAUGGGUAUGCUGGGACGAGUUUGUCAACCUGAAGACCCCGUUUGGCACCCGGUGGAUGGAAAAGUGCAACGACGACCAUAUUUCUGCGCUGCGAAUUCUGAUGCGCGGGACACUGAGCAGUGCCGUCAUAUCGCGCGAGUACAACAUGACUCCGGGUGCUCCCGAGACUGGACAGCUCAUGAGCGCGCUGCUAACGGCGUCCAUGUUUAAACUGGCAGACAUGAGACAGUCUGUUCCGGUAGAGGUUGAGUGUGCCGAGGAUACUGUGACAAGAUUGAUGCGUGGCCUGUUUGGUAAUCUGUUGACAGUGGCAGGCUCGGGCGUACGGCCGCUUAGCAUGUCAUGGCAGCUUGUUGGUCAGCAGCCCCUAUUCGAUAUCCCCAACACUGCGCAGGAGUGGAUGUGGUACCAGAACAUGGUCUCUCUUUACCCCUACACCGGAUGGCCGCUGGCACAGUUUCACCAGAACCUGCAAAGUCUCCUCGACAAGGUUAUUGUGUGGGUGGUGACCAAGGCAGAGGAUGUUGGGAGUGUCAAGAGAAACCGAAUUGAGGAAAUGGCUCGGUUCUGUCGCCUCAGAAACAUACAGCUGGACCACUGUCGCACAAUCAUUACCGUGCUGAUGCGCAUGCUGACCGAGGAUGGUGUCGACCGGGCUGCGUGCGCGUCGCGGCUGCUAGCGCAUUUGCCAGCAACGUUGGAGAGGCAGACACAAUCGUAUACGCGACUGCUCCAGUACCUGGAGCAUUUAUCCAAGGGAGGCAAGCGACGCCAGGGUGAUGACACGAUUGCUGCCAACGUCUACACGCGUCGUUCGGCUGCGUUUGGCGCGCUCAAGGCCGAGGUGGCGCAGGCAUGCAAGAGAGAGGACUGGGAGGUAAUCAAGGACCGCUGCAAAGCCAUCAAGACGCUUCAAAAUUCCAUUGCAGAGAAGUGGCAGAUCCCGCUGCCGACGCUCAAGGUACAGGGUAUCAGCGCCUUUGACAGGCUGCUUGCGGCCGAGGUCCCGACGGCGACGACGGAACCGCAGCAGCGGGCAAAGCUGGACAUGUUGACGAGGCAGGCGCUGUGCGACGCGGAAAUCUGUCGGGUUCCGUGGCAGGUUGGUCAGAGCGGUGAGUUUGGCCGUGACAUUGAGGCUCUGGACGAAGCAUUCGUGGAGGAGAUGUUGAGGGGCGAGGCUCGUGCCGGCCCUCUGGCCGUCAAGGCGAGCAGCGCGGCGGAAGCGAUCGAGGAAGCCAAGGAGGGUAUUCUGGACAAGUACAAGUCUGCCCUUGAGCCGGCAUUUGUGCAGUCGCUGGAGACGUCAAUGACUGCGGAGGCGGCGUGCAGCCUGAUGCAUGUUCCGGUGGAGACGAUGCAAGUGUUUGCCAAGGCGCUGAAUCCUGCCUUUGCAUGGGAGGACUUGGGGGGGAGGUUUAGAGUGGUUAUACUGGGGUUGCUGGAGAGGCGAUCGUGUCGUGUUGAGAGCCGGCCUGUGAGGAAGCUGUUGGAGAUGGGGAGAUUGGUUGAGGAGGAUGACUGA
Molecule: messenger RNA, 3789 nt
Organism: Cordyceps militaris CM01
Lineage: Eukaryota; Fungi; Ascomycota; Sordariomycetes; Hypocreales; Cordycipitaceae
Exons: 5
Coding region: 1-3789 (1262 amino acids)
Source: RefSeq, a predicted model, not a curated record